AGCAACUUUUCUGAGGUGCUGACUAGGACCUCUUCUACGAAAUGUUCUUUGUUGUACAUGUUUCUGGGCUCACUCUCAGUUGUCACAGUCUUUGGAAAUCUUCUUGUAAUCAUUGCCAUCAUUUACUUCAAGCAGCUCCACACUCCAUCAAAUUACCUCAUCCUCUCACUGGCCGUUACUGACCUUCUGGUUGGACUUGUGGUGCUUCCCAUCAGCAUCGUGUUCGCUCUCAGCUCCUGUUUGUACGACAGAGGCCUCUUCUGCAAAAUCAGAGACAGUUUUGACGUCGUCCUCAGCACAACCUCCAUUUUUAACCUGUGUUGCAUUUCUGUGGACAGAUACUAUGCAGUGUGUCAGCCUCUUACGUACAGAGUUCAGAUGAGCACUCGGGUCGUGGUGGUCAUGAUCACAAUGAGUUGGGGGGUUUCUAUUUUUGUUGCUAUCGGAUUUGUGAUUGCAGAGUUGAACCAAGAACAAUGUAAAGAUGAUUGUUUUUCUGAUGUUGUACUAGAAAAGGUUUUGGCUCCUGUCUUUUGCUUUUAUCUCCCAGUCCUCAUAAUGGUCUACAUCUACCUAAGGAUUUUCUUUGUGGCACAGAGACAAGCUCGCAGCAUCCAGAACUCAACCAACUCUGCAGGAACAGUCAGCAAUAUGGAAAGGAAGGCCACUAAGACUCUGGCUAUUGUUAUGGGAAUAUUUCUCAUGUGUUGGAUGCCUUUCUUUCUCUGCUUUUCCUUGCAGGUGUUAGGUGGUGUGUCAGUGCCGGUGUAUGAAACACUAAACUGGUUUACUCUCUGUAACUCAAUGCUUAAUCCAUUUAUUUAUGCUUUCUUUUACAGCUGGUUUAGAUCAGCUUUUAGAAUGAUCAUCUCUGGAAAAAUUUUUCAAGGGAAUUUUUCUAACUACAAACUCCAAUGAUACAAUUUAAAGGCCUCGUGCAGUAGCAAUUUUUUUUUAAUUUAGAAAGUCGGCAAACGAAUCCGAUAAAAAUAUUCACUUAAAAUGAAAUGAUCC
This is a messenger RNA of Oryzias melastigma (Indian medaka), 1014 nucleotides long. Its product is annotated as trace amine-associated receptor 1. Gene Ontology annotation, cellular component: membrane. Gene Ontology annotation, biological process: G protein-coupled receptor signaling pathway. The record is from RefSeq and is a predicted model, not a curated record. Gene Ontology annotation, molecular function: trace-amine receptor activity. The coding region runs from base 58 to 918 and encodes 286 amino acids. The transcript has a single exon. Lineage: Eukaryota; Metazoa; Chordata; Actinopteri; Beloniformes; Adrianichthyidae.